Messenger RNA from Neolamprologus brichardi, 1290 nucleotides. RefSeq names its product arginase 1 (gene arg1). Gene Ontology annotation, molecular function: manganese ion binding; arginase activity. NCBI's taxonomy places the organism in Eukaryota, Metazoa, Chordata, Actinopteri, Cichliformes, Cichlidae. The record is from RefSeq and is a predicted model, not a curated record. Gene Ontology annotation, cellular component: nucleus; cytoplasm; cytosol.
AGUCUUUAGGAGACUCGCGCCGGUCAGUGGCUCAGAGACGGUGUGCGCGCGCGUGUAUCAGCAUGAGGAGCGCGAGGACGCUGCGGCAGGUCCAGGUGGCCGUGACGGUGCAGCGGAGCCUUCAUCACCAGCAUCCUCCUGCGCGCUCCGCCGGGAUCGUCGGAGCUCCUUUCUCCAAGGGACAGUCCCGAGGAGGCGUGGAGGACGGACCGGAGCGGAUCCGAGCCGCGGGCCUGCAGAGGGGGCUGCAGGAGCUGGGCUGUGCAGUGAAGGAUUAUGGGAACCUGACGUUCGAGGACAUGUCCCGCGACGAGCCCCUGGGCUUGCUGAAGAGCGUGAGGGCGGUGGGUGCCGCCAACCAGAAGCUGUCACAGGCGGUGCGAGCGGUGAAGGAGGACGGGCACACGGCGGUGGUGCUGGGCGGAGACCACAGCCUGGCGAUCGGUUCCAUCCACGGGCACUCUGCGGCGGUUGGGGAGCUGAGCGUCGUGUGGGUGGAUGCUCACGCCGACAUCAACACGCCACUGACCACGUGCACGGGGAACAUCCACGGGCAGCCGGUGUCCUACCUGCUCCACGAGCUGCGCUCAAAGGUUCCCGUCUUACCGAACUUCUCCUGGCUGAAGCCGUGUGUGUCCGCCGCCGACGUGGUCUUCAUCGGGCUGAGAGACGUGGAUCCAGCAGAGCACUACAUCCUGAAGAUGCUGGGGGUGAAGACCUUCUCCAUGAGUGAGGUGGAUCAGCUCGGCGUGGCCCGCGUCAUGGAGGAAACGUGUGAUUACCUGUCCGCCAGAGGGAAGAAACCGAUUCACCUCAGCUAUGACAUCGAUGCCAUCGACCCCUCUGUUGCCCCAGCAACCGGGACGCCUGUAGUUGGAGGACUCACCUACAGAGAGGGCGUCUACAUUACAGAGCACCUGUGUCAGACAGGUCUGCUGUCGGCGGUGGACCUGGUGGAGGUGAACCCUCUGAGGGGCCAGACUGAGGAGGACGUCCGCUCCACCGUCAGCACCGCCAUCGAUCUGCUGCUCGGCUGCUUCGGACGCGUCCGCGAGGGAAAUCACCUGCCAGAUUACCGCCUCCCCAAGCCUUAACGCAGGCCUCUCUGACCGUGCCGCACGACACCAGCCCAAAGGGCCAAUCGGAGUUCUCCCUGCAAAACUACAAGCCCACAAUUCCUGCUGUUUUCUGCCUUGAACCAAAGAUGUUGUCUUCCUGUGGGUGGGGUAGUCCAUCGCUGAUCAGCUGAUCGAUCGUUUUGUUUUUGAUUAUUAAAUUUAUACGUUUGAA